Colletotrichum orchidophilum is the source of this 618-nucleotide messenger RNA. RefSeq lists its product as uncharacterized. The record is from RefSeq and is a predicted model, not a curated record. Bases 1 to 618 code for a protein of 205 amino acids. Lineage: Eukaryota; Fungi; Ascomycota; Sordariomycetes; Glomerellales; Glomerellaceae. The transcript is spliced from 2 exons.
AUGCUGUUCGCCGUGCUGUUCGCGGCGACGCGAUUCUUCCAAAUCAUUACCUUGAUCCCGACAAUGGGCAUGCUCGCCUGGUUCGUCGACGGCUUCGUAAAGCAUAACGUCAUCGUACCCGAUUCCAUCCUUGUCCUCUUCAUCGUCUCCGUCCUCGCCCUCGCUUGGGCCAUCUUCACCCUCUUCAGCUAUCACCGCAGCAGCACAAACGCACUUUUCGUCGCAGUCAUUGACCUCGGGUUCGUCGGCGCCUUCAUCGCCGCAGUUUGGUACCUGCGCGGCAUCAAUUACGUCAACUGCACCAACCUCGCACGCGACGGCCGCUGGGCCGCAAACUUCCCGGGCCUCUUCACCAUCUCCGGCCCCCGCUUCAAUAUCUUCACCGACAAGCCCUGCGCCAUGCUCAAGGCCUCAUGGGUAUUUGGCAUCAUCAACACCAUCCUCUUCUUCUUCACCGCAGUCCUCGCCUGGAUGCACGGCGACCGUCUCUCCUCCAGCUACGAGCGCAAGUCCUACCACCACGGCCGUCACCGCCGUCACCGCUCUCACAGCCACCGCUCCCACAGCCGUCGCAGCUCCCACUCCCACUCCCACUCCCACCGCCGUGUCUACGUCUGA